This is a messenger RNA of Durusdinium trenchii, 913 nucleotides long. NCBI's taxonomy places the organism in Eukaryota, Dinophyceae, Suessiales, Symbiodiniaceae. The record is from the annotation of a GenBank genome assembly.
UGAUUGGAAGUGGUUCACUGAGCACAGCUUUGCUGGCUUUGCCUUGGCGGGAUGAAGAUGUCCAAGUCCAACGAAGGGCUGCCACUCGAGGUGCGUAAGAAGGAUGACGAGCCAACCCUGGACGAUCCCAAAGGCGAAGGAACCGAAGGUGGCGGGAUGGACCACGGAAACGCUGCGGCGAAGGUUGCACCCACCCAAGGUUUCGCCUGUUCGAAUGAUCUGCCCGAUGGAUCGCCAGAUCAUUUGGAGGCAUUUUUGCACAGCAAUAUGUGCCAGGUCCAUGGCUGCUUUGGACAGGCAGUGCUGCUUUCGCCCCCGAAACCACUUGGACCUCCGCGUGGUGAUUGCGGCAAGCGUGACUCGCACCACCUGCGUCAGCGUCGAAAAACACUACAGUUGAUGCGAAGCGUCAGCUGUGAUGUUUGUGGCCGGAUAGCUUCAGGGAUCCGCAUGGUGGGCUGUACGCAUGCAGAGGCAGUGCCGAAGAUUUGCGAGGACCGGACCUUGAAAAUUUGCAAUGCAAUAGCUUGGUCGCACACAGUGGAGGAGCUAGUGGGCUGCGAAUUUGCUCGAACUCGUACCUGCAACCGCAACAACGACAAGUGCAAUGCAUGCCAUUGCUUCACCCUCCAACAGCGGGAGAAUGUCAAAGUGAGGCGACAUGGCAGGUCAGAGAAGGCCAAAAAGAAUGAACGGAAAUUUAUGGAGGAGGAAGAAUUGAGGAUGCAGAAAGUGGAGGGCAUCCCUAGGCUGCAGAAGUCUUUGAUCCAAGCCUGUGGCGGCAGAAAGAGUGUCAUUGAGUUCCCAAUUUCGCUGGAGCCCGAAAGCGAAUGAGAAGCCAAAGCUUGGUUUACCCGGGUUCCCAGCAACUGAGAGCUCAGAAACUGCAUUUGUCGAGGGUGCGAAAGAUUUU